Heterobilharzia americana is the source of this 3744-nucleotide messenger RNA. Lineage: Eukaryota; Metazoa; Platyhelminthes; Trematoda; Strigeidida; Schistosomatidae. The record is from the annotation of a GenBank genome assembly.
GCUUUUUUAAGUAUCCACACUUUGGUUCGUGACUUUCGUCUGGCAAUAAGCUGACUCAAAUGGAGUGGGAUCUGGAGAAUUCAUUGCAAGGAUUUUACAUAACAAUAAUAGUUUGUGUUGUAUCCGGUGUGCUUUACUGCAUGUUCAGAAACACACUGUUUGCUCCACGUGUUUCUGUUAAUCAAGAUCCCGAAAACAUCCGAAGAAAGAAGAAGAACGAAGUAAAAAAGUCGAAAAAAAUCAAAAAGGUCAAGAUUCUAGUUGAUUCUCAACAAAAUGGCGAGUUGGAAGCAGACAGAACCCAAACAACAGAUGAUACCACUGGGGAAGAGGAUGAACGCCUGUCAGACUUACCAGCUGAUAGUCACACAUCUAGCAGUAGUGAGAGACCAGUCGAACGACUACUUCAAGCACUACCUGGAGAACAUGGUUCUGUUAAAAUGGCCUGUCAGCUUGACAACAUUUCAUAUCAGAUGGAAGAAUCUUAUUUCAGUAGUCCCCGUUUAAUUUCUUCCCAGUCUGUAGUGGACAAGAGUCAAAGUGAUGAUUCUGACUCAAUCAUUUCUCGAAGUUCUCCGGAAAGUAAUUCGACAGCACCAACUUUAUCUUCAUCAGCAGUAAACGAGCUCCAAGCCCCUCUCGUAAAAUCAAAAAGAUCGAAACGUCGUUCAACAAAACGGUCAACGGGAUCCAGUGGUUUACAUAAAGAAACUUUGUUUUCCGUUGAUCCAGUCAUUGAAAACCGACUUGUGGAGUCGCUUGGAGAAACAACAAAGAUUAACCGCUCCAAACCAAAUAAGUCAGAUGAAAAGUAUAAACCAUGUAAUUCUAUUUCUACUUUGGAAUUAAAUGCGAAAAUUGAAGAAUUAGAAAAACAGCUGAAGGUUAGCGAAUCUAAAUUGGGAGAAACUUCUCAAUUGGCAAACUCUCUGGCUGAGGAAAAUGAACGUUUUCUUGCGAAGGAAGAAGAAACCUCUCUUGGUUUACAAGUAUUACAAAUGCAAUAUACCGAACUCUUAAGGUCAAAUAAAGCGAUAGAGCAUCAAAAGAAUUUACUGGAUAGAAAAUUAAAAAGUACUGAAAAUGAGAAGUGUGAUCUGCUCAAACGGUUAGAUAAAGCAAAUGCGGAUGCUCUGAAAGUAAAAGCCGAUGCUGAAUUAGAGUUGUGCAAAUUGAGAGAGCAAUUAACGGAAAAAGAAGCUCAGCUGACGGCGAUGGCAGCAGCCAUGGCUGUAUCUCCUCCAUCGAUGCCUACUAGUCCUAUUCCAGAACUUGUUCGUACUCAGGAGUUAGCACAAGCCAUGUCCAAAGAUAACUGUUUGCUAAAAUCACGCAUUGAACAGCUUGAUUCCGAAGUAAGCCAACUACGUCAAACAAACAUGAGGCAACAACAAGACUUACAGGUUUUCCGUGCUGAAAAUCACAAAUUGCACACAGAAAAAGAAUCAGCUUUGGAAGAACUGCGAGCCAAACGAAAAGCAGAACAGUCUGAAAAUGAUGCUACACGUAUGGAGCUAAAUCUUCGUUGCCGUGAAUUAGAAUUAGAAAAACAGAAAAAUCAGGAAUUGUCUAUUUCCUUGUCUGAGGUGAGAGCUGAACUAUCUCGUAGUUUACAGCAAGAGAAACGUCACUCUGGAAUUAUCGGAAGUCUUGAAUAUCAGUUCGCUGAAUUGAAUGCCCAACAGCAACGUCUGUUAGAAAGUGCUAAUCAGUCGAAAGUAGCUAAUGAAGCAGCGUCUAGUGAAUUAAGAGCCCAAGUUGUUAAUCUGUCCAACGAUCUAAUGCGUGUAACAAGUGAGUUAAACUGUGCUCAACACAAAGUCAACGAACUCACAUAUCAGCUGGAGUCUGCUAACAAAUCAAUAAGUAGCAAUACAGAAUUGAAUGGUGAACCAGUCAUUGUGAAUAUUAAGACGGAAGAAGUAUGCGUAAAGAAGGAAGACAGUGAAGAAGAUGCAGAAGCCUAUAAGAAUUUACGUAGUCGUUUAUCCGAAGUUGAAAGCAACUUUGCAGCUGCUGAAAAAGAACGAGUAAAGUUUUAUAAUCUUUAUCAAGCUGCACUUGCUGAUAUGGAUUAUUAUAAGGUAAGUAUUCGCGUAAAAAUUUAGACUAAAGUUAAGACUUAGUCGUCGACUGCAUGUUGUACUUCGCUUGGUAAACUGGACACUCACCGAUGAUUUGAAUCCUGCCGCAGACCUGGUUUUCAUUUCACUUUCAAUCAUCACUCACUAUAAAUAACACCAGACUUUAUGACCCAUGGUUGCCUGAGAUAGUCUCAAUAAUGAAAAUUUUAAAAUCGCUUUUUACAGGGUGUUUAAAGUCAGAUGAACAGUGAUCAUCUGCUCGUGUUACAUCCACGUUAGGAUUCCACAACAAUCAUGUAUUCAUUACUAUUUAUUGACAUACAUACAUGUCAAUAAAUAGUAAUAACUGCUACCCGUUGUACAAGAAGUGGCUAUCGUUCCUCCGUGUUAUAGUCGAUAACGCCUUGGCGUUUGGAGCGAUAAGUACGAGGUUCGAGUUUCAGUGGGAACAACAUCACUCACUGGAGUGCAGGUACGGCCAGCUGACGAGUCCUAAAUAGGACGAAACGCGCGUCCUGAAUUCUUCUGCUAGCCACAGCCAACCAAAUUAUCAUGAUCAUGUAUUCAAUUCACAAACUCUUUCGGUCUUCACGAAAGGCGCUUAUAUUUAAGCACCGACGAAAUAUUAUGCUGUAUUAAAAAAACAAAAAGUUCUGUUAACUACAAUUUAAGUAGUAAAACAAACAUUUCAGCGAAGAAAAUUUCUCUUUGCAACGAUUGGAUUUCCACAAGUUGUACACGCAUAUUUAUGUGUAGGUUGAAAUGACUAGUUGACAAAAUCAAAGUAGAACCUUGUGCACUGGUGCAUCAGCUCAAGUAACCACACUUCUCAGUAGUACACAAAAAACAGGUGGAUAAAAAGACUGAUAUCAAAGUAGGUUAAGUUGUGUGAGAGAAUAAACAAUUUGAAGAUAACGGUUAGUGAGAAUAUCCAAGCUUUAGAAGAUGUCAAGAAGUGAAUACAUCAACUCCAUUGUGACCAAGUUUCAGCCAUUUCACCAAGAGACAGUUCUCAAUAACUGAUUCCUUUCAUUUCGGGGACCCAAACUAGGUAGUCUACAUCUCCCCACACGACUCGGACCAACAGUAAGAGACUUCAUUGACUAGUUCCAUGUCUUGAUCUGGCUACCUUGAACCAUCUUCCAACCUAAUCCAACUUCUCUUAGCAUGGGGCGUCGAGGUAGUUGGUGGUACGGCAUGCGCAGACAAUAACAAUUUUGUUUGUUUGUUUGUGUAUGUGUGUUUCAUUUUUACAACAAGUGGAGUCGUAAAGUGCAUUAGUGUGAAUGAGGAUGAUACUUCAUCAGUUGAUACAGGGUGAUGAUUGAAGGCGAAACGAAAAUCUUUAACCAGCGACCACCGGUGGUCAUUCUACCUUCAAUUAUCACCCAGUAUCAACAAUACAAUUCUGCCAAACUACGGCUAUGUCAGGUAGUCAAAUCGAUUUCACGAAUCACCAAAUCAUUUGGAAAAAUAAAGGAGACUAAGGGUCAAGGACGCAAAAUAGGCGGCGAAUGAGUGAAUAAUUAAGGUGCGAUUUUCACUUUAAAGUAGCUGAGUGAAGAUUUGGUAAAGCAACUAAUAUGAGUGUCAGUCAGACGAAGUAUGAUAUGAUAGGGAUCCGAUGAAGUGAAAUUGUUAUGAGAAGAUAAAAUAGAUU